Molecule: messenger RNA, 456 nt
Organism: Cooperia oncophora
Lineage: Eukaryota; Metazoa; Nematoda; Chromadorea; Rhabditida; Trichostrongylidae
Source: the annotation of a GenBank genome assembly
AUGGCUGGUAUUCCUACCAGCUCAGCGGCAGACGUUCCGAAGCUGUAUCUUGAUAAUGUUGCCUAUGCAGCGGAGAAACUUGGCAAAGCAGACAUUAUGUGUCUCAUUGAACCGAUCAAUCACUACACUGUCCCUGGCUAUUAUCUUUCCUCGUAUGAGCAAGCGAAAACCAUCAUUGACGCCGUGAAACUGCCAAAUCUGAAGAUUCAGUAUGAUGUUUUCCACGCCCAACAGAUCUGUGGGCAAAUAUCAGCCACUAUAGAAAAGUACAAAGAUGUUAUAGGCUACAUACAGAUCGCCCAAGUCCCUUCACGUGAUGAGCCGAACACACCUGGUGAGAUCGAUUACAAAUAUGUAUUCGGGCGGUUACAAUCCGCCAAUCCAAACUGGACCAUAGGACUCGAGCAUAAUUUUCAUGAAGCACAUGGUUCACCCCGAGACUGGGUAAAACAGCUU